Messenger RNA from Oldenlandia corymbosa var. corymbosa, 2263 nucleotides. The record is from the annotation of a GenBank genome assembly. NCBI's taxonomy places the organism in Eukaryota, Viridiplantae, Streptophyta, Magnoliopsida, Gentianales, Rubiaceae.
AGGCAUGGAAAAGGCUAUCUGUGGGUUCGUUUCGCUUCUAGUCGAUUUUUCCAGAUAGAUAUAUUCCUUGUUAGCUGAGGACUGAGGAAUAUCGGGGGAAUUCCUUUUUAGCUGCGGAGAACCUUGAAUCUGAAAAUUAGGGCAAAGCAUCGGGUUUAUUUCGUUGGUUCUUGUUAAUCAAUCUUUCCUCGACGGAAGGCGAGAAAAGAAUGACGAGUGACGGGGAAUCCGAUGGGGGUGGGGUUUUUUUUGGGGCUAUACGCUGCAAUUCUACCCUCCUCUUGGAAGCAGAAAGAGAUGUGAGGCUAUUGGACUUCAAUAAGAAUACUUCUCCGAAACCAAUCUCCUGCAACAGCGCUUUGGGGAAAGAGAAUUGUGGAAAUUCGCAGGAUACGGCGAGAAUCAAUACUGAAUUCAAUGGGAGUGGACCUUCUCUUGGGACUGUUCCCUCGGGAGUGCCUCACGUUUCUACCAUCAAGGGUUUUUUUCAGAAAUUGACUUCUGUCUCCAACAAGAGAGCUUCUCUUGAAUCAGCUUCUGUGGAGCCUGGUUCCUCCAGCAAGAGCGAUAAUUUCUCUCUAAAACCGAAAGAGGUGAAAAAAGAGGAUGAUGAUUUGUGGAAGUACUUUGGUGCUCCUUCCUUCAACUUUGCGGCCUCAAUGGAGAUAUCCCCAUUUUUCAAUUAUAAGGGAAGCUCUACAUCUCUACAACCUGAGAAGGUGAAAACAGAGGAUUUCGAGUUUCUUCAUGCUCGAGGUCAUUACCGUGAAUGCCACUGCAAUAUCUCACCCUCAAAAAAGUUUAUAUUGGUCUACAACAAGGUUCCUAAUGAAGCACUCCCUCAGGUAGAAAGGGGAACCACAACUUUAGCUUUUAUUUUCAAAGACGCGGUUAUUGUAGCUGCUGAUCAUUCAUCAAGAUCUCCUUCCCCAAAGCUUGUUCAAAUUACAUCUCACAUUGUUGCCACCAUUUCUGGAGGAAGUGAAUAUUUGCUCUCCAAUUUGAAAAGGAAGUGUGACGAGGAACUCAAGGGUGGGAAAACAGUAGUUGUUGAAAAGGUGGCAAAGUGGCUGGCUGACGAUUUGGCUCCUCAGGGAUUGUCAGUAGGAGUAUUGAUUGGUGGGUGGGGCGAUGAUGGUCCAGUCCUGUAUCAAGUGAACCACAGGGGGGAAGUGGUGAAAAAGAAGAGGCUGUCUUCUACUGGAUCUGGUUCAAGUUGGGCUCGUGUGUAUGUGGGUUUCAGGUGGCACAAGAUGAUGUCUGAAACUGAUGCUGAAGAUUUGGCAAAAGAUGCCAUCUGUUAUGCUGCUUGUAAAGCUCUUUACAGUGGUGAUUUUGCGAGUGUUUACCGUGUAGGGAGUUCUGGUUGUCAGAUGAACAUUUCUGGAUUUGACAUUGGAAAAUGGCGAAAUGAAAACAAGCAGCUCUGGUGGCCCGAGGUUUAUGAACACAUCUCAGCUUAUCCUCCAUAUUGAAGAGAGUGUGAAAAGCUUGUUUCCAGCUUUUUGCUAAUGGUUACUAAUUGUGGGGAAAUCAGCUCAAGCCACCACAUCUAGUAGAUGGUUUCCCUCUUUUCAGACCCCCUACUUUGUAUGUGUGAUGAACUCAACCUCAAUUAUGUUGUAUGAAUGGAAUGAAAUGUCUGUAGUGGGGAAGAUAAUAAUGGUUCCUGUCUUCCCUAGCUUAAUGCUUGAUGAAAUGAUUUUCCUUGUCUUUUUAUGUUGGGUUGUGAAAACCUAAAGGAAGUUGCAUUUAUUAGGAUUUGUGUAGCAAGGGGAUAUAGCUUUUGGAUUUUUGUUUUGCCCUUUUUUCCCCCCUUUUUCCCUUGAAAGAAAGCAUUUUUGGUAGCUUCAAUUUGGACGUUGCAGCUUUGUUUACCUUUCACCUUCAAUUGAACUAAACUGUUAAUGUAUAAAUGUGUUAUCUUUGUUAAGGAAUCCUGCAAUCUCCAUCCUUCAGUGCAUCUGUAUUUUGUAAGUAGUGAUAUGUGUUGACUAUGGAGCAUCCCCUUACGAUUUAUAUGGGUUAGACUUUAAUAAUACUACAAUAGUGGCCCAUCUUAAGUUAAAAUUAGUGAAGUUGAACGUACCAAUUGGUUGCAUAUUUUUGCGACCUUCAAUCAAUAGUAACCGGACAAUUUCUAACAUUUAUCCAAGGCUGGCGAUAUUGUUAAAACAAUAAGUAGUUAGCUGCGAGAGCAAAAAAGAUUCAUCGUUCUUAAAUUGCCCCGAUGUCAAAUGAAUAUAAUACUCUCCCUCCUGCG